GUUGUAUUUUGACAAGAAGAUGGUAGUUUAAAGGAGCAAGUGGAACUAGUAUUGAUUGAAUGAUUGAUAGAGGAGUGAGUCUCGGGGCAUCAAAGAAGAAAGAUGGGAGACGUAGCAGAUAAAUUGGCGUAUUUCCAAGCGAUAACCGGUUUAGAAGAUCCGGAGCUCUGCACAGAAAUCCUGGCUGCCCACAAUUGGGACCUGGAACUCGCUAUCUCUACUUUCACCUCUUCCUCAAACCCUAACAACCCUCCACCGCCUCCCGCUCUGGCUUGGAAACUCAUCACCCUACCCGUUUCCGUCAUCUCCGCCAGUCUAGGCUUAGUUUCCGCCGCUAUCGGCUUGGGCCUAUGGGCCGCGGGGGGCGUCCUCUCCUAUUCCCUCGGCCUCGUGGGCCUGGGCUCGCCCUCGGCCCCAUUGGUUUCCGUCACGGCCGCCGCUUCCGAGGCGAUGGAUUUCGUGGCCGCUUUCGAGAGGGACUACGGCUCCGGUGGGCCCAAUUUCGUGGGCGAGGGCUUCAUGGACGCUCUUCAGCGAUCCAGGAACUCGUUCAAGCUUCUCUUCGUUUACUUGCAUUCCCCCGAUCACCCCGACACGCCGUCGUUCUGCCAGAGGACGCUCUGCUCUGAGACCAUUGCGCCGUUUGUGAACGAGAAUUUCGUGUGCUGGGGUGGCAGCAUUCGCGCCAGCGAAGGGUUUAAGAUGAGUAACAGCUUAAAGGCUUCUCGCUUCCCCUUCUGCGCUCUCGUCAUGGCCGCCACCAAUCAGAGGAUCGCGCUCCUUCAACAGGUUGAAGGUCCAAAAUCCAGUGAGGAGCUGCUGGUGACACUGCAGAGAGUGCUUGAAGAAAGCUCCCCCGUCCUUGCUGCGGCUAGGCUUGAUGCAGAAGAAAGAAGAAAUAAUAUGCGCUUAAGGGAGGAGCAAGAUGCUGCAUACAGGGCUGCACUUGAAGCUGAUCAAGCUAGGGAACGACAGAGAAGAGAAGAAGAAGAACAUCUUGCAAGGGAAGCUGCUGAAGCCGAGAGAAAGCACAAGGAAGAGGAGGCGGCUCGUGAAAGAGCAGCACAAGAAGCUGCAGAGAAACAAGCUGCAUUGGCUAAAAUACGUCAAGAGAAAGCCCAAUCUCUUGGUGAAGAACCUGAAAAAGGACCUAAUGUUACACAGGUUUUGGUACGGUUUCCAACUGGUGAACGCAAGGAAAGGAGGUUCUACAGCACAGCGACAAUUCAGUCUUUGUAUGACUAUGUUGACUCACUUGGAUGUUUAGAAGCCGAGAGUUACAGCCUGGUCUCCAAUUUUCCUCGGACUGUUUAUGGACAAGAGAAGUUGACAUUGUCAUUGAAGGAAGCUGGAUUGCAUCCUCAGGCCAGCCUGUUUGUGGAGCUCGGUUCAUGAAAAUCAAGCUUGCCUAAUGUUCUUAUGAAUACAAGAUGUGGCCUGCAAAUAAUUCUGAUGUUUCAUUCUUCUGUUUAAAAGAAUCGACUUGCUGAACAAUUAUAAACGUUAGAUAAAUAGGUUGUCGUGGUUUAUGUAGUUUUGAUUUCUCUUAUUUUCAAUUGAAUCAAUCAAGCGGAUAGCGUUACAUGGAGAUGAUUUAGAAUAAUGAUAUAUAUAAUAUACAUAUUUGGAAUU
This is a messenger RNA of Glycine soja, 1632 nucleotides long. Its product is annotated as plant UBX domain-containing protein 10-like. The record is from RefSeq and is a predicted model, not a curated record. Lineage: Eukaryota; Viridiplantae; Streptophyta; Magnoliopsida; Fabales; Fabaceae. The transcript has 4 exons. Gene Ontology annotation, cellular component: endoplasmic reticulum. Gene Ontology annotation, molecular function: ubiquitin binding. The coding region runs from base 103 to 1395 and encodes 430 amino acids.